CUCCCCCGGAUAGAAAAUGGCGGCUCCCGGCGUUGCUGUAGUUCCCGGUCUUACCCGAGCCGCCUCUUCCACAUCCCCGCGCCUUGCAACUGAGGCGCCGCUGGCUCUGGAUCGUGAUGGCGGCAUGAGGCCCCGGCGGAGCGGGCCGGUAGCGGCCUGCCCCUCAGUGUCUGUGGUGUUCCCGGGCCCUGUGAGCCGGGAGAGCUGCUGCCGCUUCGCCUGCGAGCUCCUCAAGCACGUCCUGCACCAGCGGCACCAGCUCCCGCUGCCCUACGAGCAGCUCGCUUACUUCUGCCGGCGGGCGGUGCAGGAUGGAGAUGUGAUUAAGAAGCCACCCUCCAUGGACCUGGCAAGCAAGAAGUGCCAACAGGUGCUGAUGGAGCUGGAGGGAGUGUUCCAGCACUUGGAAGUAAUGUUUAGUUUGACACCAGUUCCUCGAGUACUCAUUCUACUUGGAGGCAAUGUCAUGAGCCCCAAGGAGCUCUAUGAGCUCAACUUGGAGGGUAUUUGUGAGGGCAGUGCUGAGGAGAGCCUGAAAACCACAUCCUGUGUUCGCAAGCUCUUUCACUCACUCUUUGUUGCAGAUGUCUUCAGUGAACUUAAGGCUCUCCCUGUCACAGACACUGUUGUUAUGCUCCAAGGACACCGCGAUUGUGGUGUUGAUUGGUUCCGGCCCAAGCUCAACUAUAAAGUGCCGACCAGAGGAAGGAAACUAACUGUUAACUUGUCCUGUGGUGGAGACAUCAACAUAAGUUCCUCGCCUCCUCAGCAUAUGACUUCUACUUGGGAGGACUAUAUAUGGUUUCAAGCACCUGUGGUGCUCAAAGGCUUUCGUGACUGACCCGUGCUUUGUAGAACUUUUAAUGGAAUAUUGAAUAACCUUUGGUGCUGCUUUAAAUGAUAAUAACUAUCAAAUGUAACGAUGUAUUCUUGUCUGUCUGGAUCCCUUCUCCAGGGCAUCUACUGCCUUACUCUAGCUUAACUGUGUUCAUCUGUCUUCACUUCCUGAAUUGUUGUUGAAAGCAAAUACCCUUUAAGACACAGUUGCAUGCAGAUACAGGGAUUCUUUAGGGACCUGAGUUGUGCCAGAGGAGGUGUAUUAGUCUGGUGGGAGUAAAACUUUUUUGCCAUAUAUUUACUGAAUUGGCUAAUACUGGAUAUGGUGGUGUCUCUCACGAGUUUUAAUGUGGCCAUUUCUCUGGUAAUAAUUGGCUGAUAGUUUGGGACUCUAGGUAAUAUAUGUGAUUAUUAAUAUACUUUGCCUUCACUAUAAAGGCAAUAACCAUUCUUACCUACCCUCUUCCUGUAAAAGGAGACCUUUACCUUCAGUCUGAUCAGGCUUGAGUACUCAAGUGUUUGCCUGUGUGUUUGAUAAAAUUAGCCUUCCUUAUAACUCAAUUUCAGUUACUUAAUAAUCCAAAGAGUGGCACUUCUCAGCAAUUGGGAGGUCUUGUACUGGUGGUGAAAAGAGGUUGAGCAGUCCUGUGGAAGCAGGGAAGCACAUUUUCCUUUUUUUUUUGUUUUUUGUUACAAAUCAUUAGCUCAACAGUCCUGACAAUCACUUAGAUAUACAGUUAAAAGUAAGCAGUUUUUGCUCUAACACUCUUCAGAGCAAGUUAGGACUUCUGCCCCUACAGGCUAGUUUAUUCUCACAUAAAACAACAACAACAGUUAUGUUCCUGCUUACUUUUACAUCUCAGAAGUCUUAGACUAAAUGUUUCUGAAAUGUAAAGAAGAGAUGAGGGGAAUGCGAUCAAGUUCAGCACUAUCUUUACUUGUCAAAUUUCUGUUGUAAAUCAGAAAGUAUUACUUGGAAGCAGAACUUGAGCCCUUUCUUUUGGCCUGGUGUCUAGUGCAGAAUGGGACAGAGAGGGUGGGAGAGGAACUUCUAGAGCACAGUGUGUCAGAGCUGGGUACCUGCUGGAGUAAUCUUCAGUCAGCUGGGUAUGUAUUGGUAAUAUAAUGAGGUUAAUAGCUCUAAAUAGUUCUAUCCCCUUUGAAGAGAAACUUGAGCCUACUAGUAGUGAGGUUGCUUGCGGUUUUGUGCUAGCAAAAAUUGCACGAUGGGGUGGUAAAAAUAAUUUGAAAGGAGGGUAAAGGUUGAAGUAACGCUCUAAACUUGGUGCAUAUUUUAACUUUGACCUUUUGGAAUGGAAUGAGGUUAUAGAACUAGGAGGAAAUUAAGCUGAUAUUUUUGAGUUUGGCAAACACUAGGGAGUGCUGUCUCUGCCUUAUUAUCUAUUGACAACUGUUGACAAUAGUAGUCAUAACAGCUAAAACUAGCUGUAGAUCAAAAACUGCUAGGAUGAAGAAAGCUGCCUUAUGUGCAGCUGCCCACUUGAAUAUGUAAUUGCAGGACUCUUGAAUGAAAUAUAACUUGAACCUAGGAGUGUUUGUGCUCAGGAGAUCAAAUCCCUUUACACUGCCACCAAAGCUGCUUGUAAUGCAUAUUUAAGAAUGCUAACACUCAAGUAUUUAAAGAAGCUUUUGAACAGAAGCCUUAGUUCUGAGGAACAAGGGGCCAGUUCCUUUCUACUCUUCCCCAAAUGAGUGCAAUGUUACUGCAUUAAACUGUUUACAUAUUCUCUUAUACUUGAACUAUGAAUACAGCAAUGAUAUGGUG
Messenger RNA from Tyto alba (common barn owl), 2623 nucleotides. RefSeq names its product MAD2L1 binding protein (gene MAD2L1BP). Gene Ontology annotation, biological process: regulation of exit from mitosis. Lineage: Eukaryota; Metazoa; Chordata; Aves; Strigiformes; Tytonidae. The record is from RefSeq and is a predicted model, not a curated record. Gene Ontology annotation, cellular component: nucleus. The transcript is spliced from 2 exons. The coding region runs from base 17 to 841 and encodes 274 amino acids.